AUGGAGAAGCAAACGAAAGGAGGGGCAACCGCUGUUGCUACUGAAGCCGACAGCAGCUGCCAUGGGAGCACUGGUCACUGUGGAUGCUGUUGGUACCUCAAUGUGGCAGCACACCAGUCGUUUGUACAACAGCAGUUGCAGAGAGGUUUAAGACUGCUUACCCUCUCCACUUGUGUGGACGAGAUACCACGUAUCUGUGCCGAUGGAGGUUUUACUGGUGCACUUCACACACCUUUUAUGGAACUGGUGCAGCAGCAGCAGUCCAUGAUCAGUGGAGUGUACUGGACGCUAUGCUGUCUUGCUCUACUACAGCCGUCAGCUGCAACAGAGCUGUCAAGGGCGGCUCCGUUGCCCGUUCCUCACGAAGUGAAGAUGGCGCUCCUUCACAAAGCUAUCCGCCCGUGUUUUCGCAGAAGACAGUGCUCAGGCUGGUUUCCAGCGGCAACUGACGCUUGUUCUUUCCCCAGUGUAACGUCGAAAAUGCCGCCAGACGCCACGCCGGAGAGAAAGAGAAUGCGACGAAAACGGGAAGGAGGAGCUGAAACGAGCCCAUCGACAGAAGUAGCGCCGUCUGGAGAAGCCACUCUGCUACCUGCACGUGCAGAUACAGCGUUCACAACUACAAACCAUCAUGUAUCCUGCAGCAAGGCAGUUCUUGGCUUCAGCAGCGGUCCGGCAGAGGAGGCGGUUGCUACGGCUCUGUGUACCUGCAGCGGCCUACAGGCGCUGGCCCUGCUAGGAGCUCUAUCUUCGUUAUCUUCAGAGGCCCUGAAACAGCUGCGACGUUUCCUGUUGCUUCUUCAGCGAAGAGAAGAUGGCGCCUUCGCCAACACCCUCCAUCCUAGUUGUUGGGGCAGCUUCUGCGCGGACUGCAGUAAGCUACGGCCACUAGGAAAAGCGUCAGCAACAGGGGAGGAGAUAUGGGAGAACGAAGGAGACGUCCGAUGCACUUUCUGCUGUCUCCUCAGUCUAAAGCUAAUACAUGCCGCUGCCAAAGCUCAGCGCCAGACAGGCCCUGCUAGUUCCCCUCAGAGUUCUACAUCGAAGCCGUCUGCGGCUGCACGUGAACGUCGAGGAUCGUAUAAAGAUGAAGUAGCUGCCCUGCCGGCUAGUGCAAAGCAUGCUUCGUGCCUUGAGGGAUAUAGAGAACCCGAAGGGAUUUCUGUUGACUCAAUGGAGAAGCUUUUCCAUGAUGCAUCCUGGGAAGCUUUUAUGUGUAAUCCGUUUGCUGGCGUCCACGUUGAUGCAACAGUCUCCUGGCUGACGUCUCUCAUAGCGGUCGACGGUGGUGUAGGUGUCUCCCCUGGGGCGGAUCCACACGCAGGCGCCGCUUUCUGCCUCGUUGGUUGUUUGUCUCUCUUAGGCAAAAGGCAUGCUUUAGGCGCCAACGAGCAGAGGAGGCUGGAGCGGUGGCUGAGAGAGCGGCAGCUACCCGAGGGGUCUUUGCAAGGCCGCCCUGGAAAGAAAGGUGACAGCUGCUACACGUUUUGGGUGACUGCUGCGUUACUCCUGAUGGGCAAGCAACCGCUAAAGCUGCUACAGGCAAGUGCUCUCGCUGACUAUGUGGCUGCUGCGCAGCAUCCGUUGGGAGGCAUAUCGCGGGUCGCUGUAUUGAAGGGAGCAACAGCGGAUGGCUCUCGCGGUCCUGCUUCGACCUCUAGCAAUGACAAGGGAAUCCAAGAAACAACAAAACAAGAAAGUGGCGAAAAAGGAAACGGCACAUGCAACCCGUUGAGGUUACUGCAUGUUGGCGCACUGGACUUAACUGACGAGCAGAUGCGGUUUCCCGACCCUUUCCAUACCUUCUUUGCCUUAGCAGGCCUUUCCUUGCUGGCGAACAGCGGAGACACGGAUAUGCGGCAGCAGGAUCAGCGGUGGCGGAUGCAGUCAGAGCAACAACAAGAGCAGCAGCAUAAGGGACAGGGAUGGCAGGAGACUUGUAAGAGGCUUUUACAGCCCCUGGACCCUGAAACUGCCUUGCCACUGCAACUGGCGGAGAAUAUAGUUUCUUUUGCUGGCAAAAACAGCUAA
Molecule: messenger RNA, 2031 nt
Organism: Eimeria tenella
Lineage: Eukaryota; Apicomplexa; Conoidasida; Eucoccidiorida; Eimeriidae
Product: geranylgeranyl transferase type II beta subunit, putative
Exons: 2
Coding region: 1-2031 (676 amino acids)
Biological process (GO): protein prenylation
Molecular function (GO): protein prenyltransferase activity
Source: RefSeq, a predicted model, not a curated record